Colossoma macropomum (tambaqui) is the source of this 14989-nucleotide messenger RNA. RefSeq lists its product as uncharacterized. The record is from RefSeq and is a predicted model, not a curated record. Bases 281 to 14788 code for a protein of 4835 amino acids. The transcript is spliced from 27 exons. NCBI's taxonomy places the organism in Eukaryota, Metazoa, Chordata, Actinopteri, Characiformes, Serrasalmidae.
UGGGGAGUGUGUUUUGUUUCAGGCUCGGAGUCAGUGCCACUUCUCCUUUGGAGAGCUCAUAGCUGGGUGUGCUGACGAGCUGAGACACUAGUGUCUCACAGCGGCUCCUCAGCAUCCAGUCUGUCACCCCAGACUUGGGCUCACUUAUCCAUUCUAGCUCACUGACAGGAAAUCCCAGAAAGAUAAUGACCUAGAGGCCAAAGAGCUGUUAUUUUGCAGAAUUUUGAAACCUCAGAAAAAUUCUGUGGAAUUCAGAAGUUUUUUCUCAAGGUGUCUUCUGAUGCUUGUGAAGACAAUGUCGAAAACUCUGUUGUUGCCCUUGUGCAUGCUCACGGGUGUGCUGUUCUUUGGCAAUCUCCCAAAACUUGAAGCUCAGGAUGCCCCAGAAUCAACUGACCUUGUACUCUUAAUUGAUGGAUCAGAGAACGUUGGAGCUGCCAACUUCCCUCUCGUCCGUGAUUUGGCUCUCCAAGUGAUCGAAGGGCUUGAUGUGGGCAGGGACUUGAUCCGGGUAGCCCUGGUGAUCUAUGGUGCUGACCCAGAGAUAAAGCUCUAUCUCAAUAGCUAUGACAACAAAGGGGACAUCCGGAAUGUUGUACAAAGGCUUAAUUUCAUCGGUGGAGCUGAUUCUAAUCUGGGGGCAGCUCUGGAGCAGGUGACCGAGAGUUUAUUGAGCCCAGAGGCAGGGGGCAGGGCAGAGGAAGGGGUGCCCCAGGCCUUGGUAAUUAUCAGUGCUGGGCAGUCCACUGAUGAUGUCAGUGAGGGUGAAAGGGCACUAAAGCAGGCCAACGUGUACACCUUUGGUGUUGCCAUUGGCGAGUCAGCUAGUGCCGAGCUGCAGGCUAUCGCGUCCGACAGAAGCUUUGUUCUGUCUGCCCCUGAUGUCAGAACAGUGGCAAAUAUGAGUGAUCAGCUGCUUCCAUAUAUUAGGGGAGUGGCCCAGCGCAGCAUUGUGAUACGGACUGAGUUCACAGAAGCCUUGGCUGUUUCGAAGAGGGACAUAAUAUUUCUCAUUGACAGCAGCAUGGGUGCCACCCUCGUCAAUGCAGUGCGUGAGUUCAUCAGAAAAUUCAUUGACACUAUGCCAAUUGGACCUUCUGAAGUGCAAAUUGGAGUGGCUAUGUUUUCCAACACCCCAAGGCUCGAGAUUGACCUGAACUCAUAUGACUCGAAGGAAUCCCUGAUCUCAGCCCUUGCACGAAUUAAACCUAGACCAUCACCUGAUGUCAACAUUGGUGCUGCCCUGGAAUUUGUCAGGACCAACAUGCUUACACCUGAAAAAGGCAGUCGCAUUCAAGACGGAGUGCCACAGCUUGUUCUGCUGAUCACCAGCAAAAAGUCCAAAGACAGUGUCCAACAACCAGCUGAGGCCCUACAACGAAUGGGUGUUCUGGCCAUGGCUGCUGGCUCCAAGGCGGCUGAUGAAGCUGAACUCAAGCAGAUUGCUUUUGAUGAGAGCCUGGUCUUUAUGCUGAAGGACUUCCGUGUUUUAUUGCGCAACCCCAAACAGAUUGUAUCUCCACUGUCUACACUUUCAGGUGUUGUUGUAACAGAAGGACCAACUGAACCAGAAAUUGAGAUAACAACUAUUCUGACCCAGAAAGUAGUCAGGGACAUUGUCUUCUUGGUCGAUGGAUCCAACUAUGUUGGAAAUGCUAACCUGCCUGCUGUGCGAGACUUCAUCUCCAGCAUAGUCAACCAGCUAGAUGUGCGGCCUGAACGAGUGCGCAUUGGAUUGAUUCAGUUUGCUGAGAGACAGAGAACAGUAUUCUAUCUGAAUACUUACAGCACCAAACAAGAUGUGCUUGAUAGCAUAGCUCAAUUACAACUAAUCGGUGGAAACGUGGUGCACACUGGAGCAGCACUUCAGUUUGCUCUCGCCAACCACUUCCAAGAUUCAGCUGGUUCUCGAAGAAGUCAGGGGGUCCAACAAGUACUGGUACUGAUCACUGGAGGUCAAUCUCAAGAUGAAGUGAAGAGAGUUGCAGACCAAGUAGCACUAGCUGGAGUCCUAACCUUUACUGUUGGAGCUGGCCAGGCGGCAGAGUCUGAACUGAGGACAAUUGCCUUUGUUCCAAAUCUGGCAUACUAUGAACAGAGCUUUGCUACGUUGCCAACAGUUGUUGAACAAAUUAUGACACCACUCAUCACUGUUGUAGGCGAGCCUGCUCCUGAAACUCCAGUCACUCCAACCUCAGAUGGUGAAAGAGAUGUUGCUUUUUUGAUAGAUGGCUCUGAUGAUGUUAGAAGAGACUUUGGGUACAUCCGUGACUUUAUAGUCAAGGUCAUUGAGCCGCUUGACGUUCGUAUUGAUAAAGUGCGGGUUGCUGUUGUCCAGCACAGUGACAGACCAUCGCCUAAUUUCUACCUAAACACGUACAAUACCAAAGAUGAAGUCUUGACGGCUAUUAGAGGGCUUACCCCAGCUGGUGGCAGGAGUCUGAAUACUGGAGCUGCUUUAAAAUUCAUGAAAGACACCAUUUUGUCUUCAACCUAUGGCAGUAGAGCAUCUAAAAAUGUCCCUCAGUUUUUGAUUGUUCUGACAGGAGGGAAAUCAAGGGAUAGUGUUAAGGAACCUGCUCGUGACCUAAAAACUGAAGGAGUGGUACCUUUUGGCGUUGGAGUGAAAAAUGCAGAUCCCAAGCAGAUUGAGGACAUCUCUCACAAUCCAUCAUUUGCCUUCACCGUAAAGGAAUUCAGCCAGCUCGACACAGUCCAUCAAAAGCUAAACAGCUAUGUGAGUCUACCAAAGGAACAAUUGGUGGCUGUUCUCGAGGAAGUUCAUGCCACUGCGAAAGCAAAAGAUAUUGUGUUCCUGCUGGAUGGUUCUGAUGAUUCUAAACAUGGCUUCUCUGCGAUUCGUAAUUUUGUUGAAAGAGUUGUGGAAAAACUCACUGUGGAGCAGGGCAAAGAUAGAGUUUCUGUGGUUCAGUACAGUGAUGAUUCCACAGUCAAUUUUUAUCUCAAUACUUAUUUGAGGAAAGAGGAUAUUCUAAAUGCCAUAAAGGUUCUAAAACACAAGGGUGGAAGAGGGGCAAAGAUUGGAGCUGCCCUGCAGUUUGUGCGGCACCAGGUUUUUACUUCCUCAUCUGGGAGCAGACGACUUCAAGGAGUCCCUCAAAUACUUAUUUUAUUAAGUAGUAGUCCAUCUAGUGAUGGAGUGACAGAUCCUGCCAUGGCUCUAAGAGAUCUUGAAGUAGUAUCAAUGAGCAUUGGUGUGGGAAAUGCAGAUCCAAAUCAAUUGAACACAGUUGCAUUCCAACUCAGCUUCACACACCAGGUCAGUAGUUUUGAUGACCUUUACGAAGUUGAGCCACGACUGGUUUCAUCCUUAAAGAGUGUUUCCAGAGAUCUGGCGGCUAUUUCAAGCACUGAAAUACCUGACACAGUUGUGGAAGCAGGAAACAACCAACGAGACAUAGUCUUUCUCUUUGAUGGCUCAGAUGACUCCAGAAAUGGACUGCCCGCCAUCCGUGAGUUUAUUAGAAGAAUGGCUGAGGCUGUGGAUAUUGACAGUGACCACGUUCGAAUUGCUGUAGUGCAGUACAGUGAAGAUGUUUUGGUGCAUUUUGUUUUUAAUACUCAUAAGACCCAGAAGGAUAUGAUAUCUGCCAUAAGAAACCUCAGACCCAAGGGUGGAAGGGCUCUAAAUACCGGUGCAGCACUGCAGUACAUAAGGUCCAACAUUUUUACCGCUGCCUCUGGAAGCAGACACAAGAAUGGAGUUCCUCAACUUUUAAUAAUAAUGACAGGCAGAGAGUCCAGUGAUGAUGUGGCAGCACCUGCUGAAGACUUCAAAGCUUUUAGAGUUUUAACCAUUGCCAUUGGAAUGAAGAAUGCAGUUCAGAGGGAGCUUGAGUUAAUAGCAUAUUCUUCUAGAUUCCUUUUUAAUCUACCAGUCUUUGGUGAACUCUUAACACUACAGCCUGAAAUCCUCUCUUUUAUCAAAUCCAAAAUGGAAAUUGAGCCCCCUACUAUUAUUGUUGAAUUAGAUGCAGCACAGAGAGACGUUGUGUUUCUACUGGAUGGGUCUGAUAACACUAGGGAUGGAUUUCCACUCAUGUGUCUGUUUGUUCAAAGAAUGGUGGAUAAACUUAAUAUUGGAGAGAGCAGAGACCGUGUGUCUGUGGUCCAGUACAGCACACAGGCACGGGUCCAUUUCCUCCUAAAUACACACUUCUCAAAGCAAGAUGUCUUCAAUUCAAUUGAAAGCCUGCAGCACCAAGGAGGAAGUCCCCUUAACACUGGGGCAGCUCUUGAUUUUGUUAAAAACAAUGUCUUUAUUACUUCUUCUGGAAGCAGACACUUAGAGGGUGUUCCUCAGAUUCUUAUUCUGGUAACUGGAGGGAGGUCCGAAGAUGAUGUUCGAGGUCCAGCAGCAGCACUAAAACAGGAAAAAAUUGUGCCAUUCAGUGUUGGGACUCAAACUGCAGACAUAAUUCAGCUUCAGAUGAUAUCACACACUCCCAGUCACACUUUUACUGUAUCUCAGUUUGAUGGCCUUCAAAAUAUUGAGCAGGAACUUAUGUCCUAUGUGAAAAGAGUACCUCGUCAGCCAAGGAGGCUGCCACCGACUACAUUAGCAGAUUCUGGGAAAAGAGAUGUUGUGCUUUUAAUUGAUGGCUCAGACAACACAAGGAGAAGUUUCUCAAGUGUGCAAAAGUUUGUUCAGUUAUUGGCAGAGAGACUGAACAUAGGGAACAACAGGGAUCAGAUGUCUGUAGUUCAGUACGGUGACACCGCAACUGUUGAUUUCUUUUUGAAUACACAUUCAUCAAGAGAGGAGGUUACUGACAGUGUAAAACGAUUGAGGCAUAAAGGCGGAAAAUCCCUUUAUACUGGAGCAGCCCUACAAUAUGUGAAUGACAAUGUGUUCACUGUCCUCUCAGGAAGCAGACAUUUAGAGCAUGUUCCACAGAUUUUGAUUCUGCUGAGUGCUGGACGGUCUAGGGAUGAUGUUAGAGGCCCAAUCAAAGUCCUGAAAGAAAAAGGAGUUAUUCCACUAAGUAUUGGUACAACAAAUGCUGACACCCUUGAAUUACAAACCGUAUCCCACCAACCAAAUAAUUUUUUCGUUGCUAACUUUGAGGAACUUUCCACAGUUUCUGAGGAUGUUUUGUCUUUCAUCAAAGGGGUGUCAAUAAAACAAGUGCCAACCAUGAUUCCUCCAGUUUUUGAAUCUGACAAAAAAGAUGUGGCAUUUCUUGUGGAUGGAUCUGAUGACUCUAGAAAUGGCUUUGAAGCAAUCCGUGGUUUUGUCCAAAAGGUUAUUGAAAAUCUCAAUAUAGAGGAAAAUGGUGACAGGGUUGCGUUGGUCCAGUACAGUCAGGAUGCUACAGCCAACUUUUAUCUCAACUCAUAUUCAAACAAGAAUGAUGUAAUGGAUUCAGUACGCUCUGUGAAGCAUAAAGGAGGAAUGCCACAGAACAGUGGUGCUGCUCUCCAGUUUAUUAGAGACCAUAUAUUCACUCCAUCAUCAGGAGGAAGACAUCAAGAGGGUAUACCUCAGAUUCUGUACGUGUUUUGUGGUGGCCGAUCAAAUGAUGAUAUCAGAGGUGUGUCGCAGGCAUUAAGAGAGAAGGGAAUAAAAAUAUUUACCAUUGGGACAACAAAUGCUGAUACUUUGGAGUUACAGACUAUGUCCUCUACACCAGCACAUGCCUUCUCCAUCCCUGACUUUAACUACCUUGACAACAUUUACCAAAGAGUUGCCAAUGUUGUGAAUGGAAGUGAAGAAAUUCAAGAGCCGUUUUUAACAUCAGAGGUCCAAACUCUGACUGCCAAAAGAGAUAUUGUGUUCCUCAUUGACGGAUCCGAUGAUGUUCGAAACCGUUUCACAGCAAUACGAGAAUUUCUGGCCGGUUUGGUGAAUAAACUUGAUAUUGGUCAUAACAAGGAUCAAAUUGCUGUUGUGCAGUUCAGCAACACUGCAGUGACAAACUUCAAUCUGAACACUUUUACAUCCACUGAUGAAGUAAUAAAUGCUGUACAAAAUCUCAGACCACAGGGUGGAAGACCACAGUACAUUGGCUUAGCACUUCAAUUUGUGAUAGACAAUGUACUGACUCCCAAAAAUGGAAGUCGAGAGAGUGAAGAUGCAGAGCAGAUAAUUGUGCUAUUGGCAAGUGGGAGAUCAAGAGACUCUCCUCGAGGGCCUGCAAGCACUUUAAAGAAUGCUGGAGUAGCAAUUUAUGUCAUUGGAUCAAGACUAACAGAUAACAUUGAAAUGGAGGCCAUAGCUUCACAGACAGAUUACGCAUAUAAAGUUCCUGAUUUGUAUAAUUUGCAAAAUAUUCAAGAGAGCCUACUAGCGAAACUAGCAGAAGAAAAACCGAAAGGAGUAAUCGGAGUUGAUGCUAUUCCAGAUCGGAAUAAAGGACUGAAAAGGGAUAUUGCUUUUCUUGUGGAUGGCUCAGACAAUACUAGACGAGGAUUUCAAGCCAUACGUGAUUUUAUUUACAAUGUUAUUGCAAAGCUGGCCGUUGGAGUUAACGAUGACAGAAUCUCAGUAAUUCAAUACAGUAAUGUACCUGUUGCUAAUUUUUAUCUAAAUUCAUUCUCGAGGAAGGAAGAUGUGUUAAAUGCCGUAAAAGGCCUCACCCACCGAGGAGGCAGGCCCCUUAACACAGGUUCUGCAUUACGGUACGUUACGAAAAAUAUAUUUGUAACCUCCUCUGGAAGCAGACACACCGAAGGAAUUCCUCAAAUAUUAAUUAUGCUCACAAGUGGAAAAUCAAAAGACAAUACUGAAGAACCAGCCAACAUUCUAAAAAACAAAGGUGUGACAAUAAUUGGAAUAGGGACACAAAAUUCAGAUAAUAAUGAAAUAGAAAAAAUUUCAUCUGAAAAAAAGUCAUUCUCUGUAGAUAACUUUACUUACUUGCCAAAUAUCCAACAGCAAGUAGAGGGAGCAAUGACAACUCUUUUGUUAAGAAAAAAGGAAAGGGAAGAAAAAACAGUACAACACAUUGACUUAACACAAAGGAAACAUGACAUAAUAUUACUUUUGGAUGGACUUUUGUUUUCUUUUUCACUACCUGUAGCUGACAGAAGAAUGAUCAGGAGGGAUGUAGUGUUCCUUUUGGAUGGUUCAGAUGGCACUAGGGACUCUUUCCCUGCAAUGCGUGACUUUGUGCAAAGAAUGGUGGACAGGUUGAACGUGUCAGACGGGAGAGACCGUGUGUCGGUAGUCCAGUUCAGCAGAGAUCCAGAGGCCCAUUUCUAUCUUAACACGUACACAACAAAGGAGAGCGUUCUCAACACUGUUAGAGGUCUACGGCACAGAGGGGGGCGACCCCUCAAUACAGGAGCAGCUCUCCAGUAUGUGAGGGACAACGUCUUCACUGCCUCUUCCGGAAGCAGACGUCAAGAGGGUGUGCCUCAGUUACUGAUUUUGUUGAGUGGCGGAAGGUCGUUUGAUAACGUUGACAUGCCAGCCUCUUCCCUGAAGGAGCUUGGAGUCUUGACCUUUGCUGUAGGAUCACGGGGCUCCGAUAGUAGAGAAUUGCAGAAGAUCUCACAUGACCCUAGUUCUGCACUCUCAGUGACAGACUUUGCUAAUCUCCCCAGUGUCCAAGAGCAGCUUUUCUCCAGAAUUAAAACCGUACACGUAGAGACCACAACUGUCUCUCCAACACUGAUAGGUAAGACAAAGGGAGUAUUAAUCCAUUUGAGUCAGUCUUUUACGGGCCUGAUUUUCCUCAAAGCUGUUCCAAAUUCUUCCUGGUAUGUAGAGAAGUCGAGAUAUGAAAAAGUAUGUAGCAUGCAAAUUGUGGUGACGUCUUGUUUACAGUGCUCUGCCUUUUCAAUCUCAAUUUCUGUAGUUGAGCCUGAAGCACAAAGGAGAGAUGUUGUUUUCCUGCUGGAUGGGUCAGAUGGCACUCGCAGUGGGUUCCCUGCGAUGAAGGACUUUGUGCUAAGAGUGAUGGAGAAGUUGAAUGUGGCUGAGAACAAAGACCGUGUUUCUGUAGUCCAGUUCAGCAGAGAUCCUGAGACACAUUUCUAUCUAAACACGUACACAAGAAAGGAUGACAUAGUUGACACGGUUAGUGUUCUGAGGCACAAAGGAGGAAGACCCCUGAACACCGGGGCGGCUCUCCAGUACGUCAGAGACAAUGUCUUCACUGCCUCCUCCGGCAGCAGACGACUAGAGGGUGUGCCACAAAUACUGAUCCUUCUGAGUGGCGGAAGGUCAUUUGACAAUGUUGAUGUCCCGGCCUCUGCUCUGAAGGAUCUGGGGGUCUUGAUAUUCACAAUAGGAUCACGAGGCUCUGACAGCAGAGAACUGCAGAGGAUUUCACAUGACCCUAAAUACGCUCUGUCUGUGUCCGAUUUCACUGAGCUCCCAAAUGUCCAGGACCAGCUCGUCAACACUGUAGAGGCUGUUGCCGUUCCCAUCACUCCAGCAUCACCAACUCCCAUCGUUGAUUAUGACAUCACCAGAAAGGAUGUUGUUUUCCUGCUGGAUGGUUCAGAUGGCACUAGGAAUGGAUUCCCAGCCAUGCUUGACUUUGUGCAAAAAGUAGUUGAAAAACUCAACAUAGAGGAGAGCAGGGACCGCGUUUCAGUGGUGCAGUACAGUAGAGAUCCUGAGGUCCAUUUCUAUCUAAAUACUUACUCGGAAGAGACAGACGUCCUCGACACCAUCAAGACGCUAAGGCACAGAGGUGGCAGACCCCUCAACACUGGGUCAGCUCUGCAGUAUGUGAGAGACAAUGUCUUCACUGCCUCUGCUGGCAGUAGAAGUCAACAGGGUGUCCCUCAGAUUCUCAUUUUGCUCAGUGGAUCAAGGUCAAAUGAUAAUGUCGAUACGCCUGCCUCUGCUUUGAAAGAAAGUGGGGUCUUGAUUCUUGGUGUUGGCACCAGGAAUUCGAGCAGAGAGAUUCAGAGAGUUGUCAGUGAUCCUUCCUAUGCUCAGUCUAUUUCUGAGAUCUCUGACCUUCCCGCUGUCCAGCAGCAGUUUUUGUCUGCUCUCAGAAGUACAGUUUCAUUUGUGACGCCGGUGAAACCUACAGUCAUAGCUGACAGAAGAAUGAUCAGGAGGGAUGUAGUGUUCCUUUUGGAUGGUUCAGAUGGCACUAGGGACUCUUUCCCUGCAAUGCGUGACUUUGUGCAAAGAAUGGUGGACAGGUUGAACGUGUCAGACGGGAGAGACCGUGUGUCGGUAGUCCAGUUCAGCAGAGAUCCAGAGGCCCAUUUCUAUCUUAACACGUACACAACAAAGGAGAGCGUUCUCAACACUGUUAGAGGUCUACGGCACAGAGGGGGGCGACCCCUCAAUACAGGAGCAGCUCUCCAGUAUGUGAGGGACAACGUCUUCACUGCCUCUUCCGGAAGCAGACGUCAAGAGGGUGUGCCUCAGUUACUGAUUUUGUUGAGUGGCGGAAGGUCGUUUGAUAACGUUGACAUGCCAGCCUCUUCCCUGAAGGAGCUUGGAGUCUUGACCUUUGCUGUAGGAUCACGGGGCUCCGAUAGUAGAGAAUUGCAGAAGAUCUCACAUGACCCUAGUUCUGCACUCUCAGUGACAGACUUUGCUAAUCUCCCCAGUGUCCAAGAGCAGCUUUUCUCCAGAAUUAAAACCGUACACGUAGAGACCACAACUGUCUCUCCAACACUGAUAGUUGAGCCUGAAGCACAAAGGAGAGAUGUUGUUUUCCUGCUGGAUGGGUCAGAUGGCACUCGCAGUGGGUUCCCUGCGAUGAAGGACUUUGUGCUAAGAGUGAUGGAGAAGUUGAAUGUGGCUGAGAACAAAGACCGUGUUUCUGUAGUCCAGUUCAGCAGAGAUCCUGAGACACAUUUCUAUCUAAACACGUACACAAGAAAGGAUGACAUAGUUGACACGGUUAGUGUUCUGAGGCACAAAGGAGGAAGACCCCUGAACACCGGGGCGGCUCUCCAGUACGUCAGAGACAAUGUCUUCACUGCCUCCUCCGGCAGCAGACGACUAGAGGGUGUGCCACAAAUACUGAUCCUUCUGAGUGGCGGAAGGUCAUUUGACAAUGUUGAUGUCCCGGCCUCUGCUCUGAAGGAUCUGGGGGUCUUGAUAUUCACAAUAGGAUCACGAGGCUCUGACAGCAGAGAACUGCAGAGGAUUUCACAUGACCCUAAAUACGCUCUGUCUGUGUCCGAUUUCACUGAGCUCCCAAAUGUCCAGGACCAGCUCGUCAACACUGUAGAGGCUGUUGCCGUUCCCAUCACUCCAGCAUCACCAACUCCCAUCGUUGAUUAUGACAUCACCAGAAAGGAUGUUGUUUUCCUGCUGGAUGGUUCAGAUGGCACUAGGAAUGGAUUCCCAGCCAUGCUUGACUUUGUGCAAAAAGUAGUUGAAAAACUCAACAUAGAGGAGAGCAGGGACCGCGUUUCAGUGGUGCAGUACAGUAGAGAUCCUGAGGUCCAUUUCUAUCUAAAUACUUACUCGGAAGAGACAGACGUCCUCGACACCAUCAAGACGCUAAGGCACAGAGGUGGCAGACCCCUCAACACUGGGUCAGCUCUGCAGUAUGUGAGAGACAAUGUCUUCACUGCCUCUGCUGGCAGUAGAAGUCAACAGGGUGUCCCUCAGAUUCUCAUUUUGCUCAGUGGAUCAAGGUCAAAUGAUAAUGUCGAUACGCCUGCCUCUGCUUUGAAAGAAAGUGGGGUCUUGAUUCUUGGUGUUGGCACCAGGAAUUCGAGCAGAGAGAUUCAGAGAGUUGUCAGUGAUCCUUCCUAUGCUCAGUCUAUUUCUGAGAUCUCUGACCUUCCCGCUGUCCAGCAGCAGUUUUUGUCUGCUCUCAGAAGUACAGUUUCAUUUGUGACGCCGGUGAAACCUACAGUCAUAGCUGACAGAAGAAUGAUCAGGAGGGAUGUAGUGUUCCUUUUGGAUGGUUCAGAUGGCACUAGGGACUCUUUCCCUGCAAUGCGUGACUUUGUGCAAAGAAUGGUGGACAGGUUGAACGUGUCAGACGGGAGAGACCGUGUGUCGGUAGUCCAGUUCAGCAGAGAUCCAGAGGCCCAUUUCUAUCUUAACACGUACACAACAAAGGAGAGCGUUCUCAACACUGUUAGAGGUCUACGGCACAGAGGGGGGCGACCCCUCAAUACAGGAGCAGCUCUCCAGUAUGUGAGGGACAACGUCUUCACUGCCUCUUCCGGAAGCAGACGUCAAGAGGGUGUGCCUCAGUUACUGAUUUUGUUGAGUGGCGGAAGGUCGUUUGAUAACGUUGACAUGCCAGCCUCUUCCCUGAAGGAGCUUGGAGUCUUGACCUUUGCUGUAGGAUCACGGGGCUCCGAUAGUAGAGAAUUGCAGAAGAUCUCACAUGACCCUAGUUCUGCACUCUCAGUGACAGACUUUGCUAAUCUCCCCAGUGUCCAAGAGCAGCUUUUCUCCAGAAUUAAAACCGUACACGUAGAGACCACAACUGUCUCUCCAACACUGAUAGUUGAGCCUGAAGCACAAAGGAGAGAUGUUGUUUUCCUGCUGGAUGGGUCAGAUGGCACUCGCAGUGGGUUCCCUGCGAUGAAGGACUUUGUGCUAAGAGUGAUGGAGAAGUUGAAUGUGGCUGAGAACAAAGACCGUGUUUCUGUAGUCCAGUUCAGCAGAGAUCCUGAGACACAUUUCUAUCUAAACACGUACACAAGAAAGGAUGACAUAGUUGACACGGUUAGUGUUCUGAGGCACAAAGGAGGAAGACCCCUGAACACCGGGGCGGCUCUCCAGUACGUCAGAGACAAUGUCUUCACUGCCUCCUCCGGCAGCAGACGACUAGAGGGUGUGCCACAAAUACUGAUCCUUCUGAGUGGCGGAAGGUCAUUUGACAAUGUUGAUGUCCCGGCCUCUGCUCUGAAGGAUCUGGGGGUCUUGAUAUUCACAAUAGGAUCACGAGGCUCUGACAGCAGAGAACUGCAGAGGAUUUCACAUGACCCUAAAUACGCUCUGUCUGUGUCCGAUUUCACUGAGCUCCCAAAUGUCCAGGACCAGCUCGUCAACACUGUAGAGGCUGUUGCCGUUCCCAUCACUCCAGCAUCACCAACUCCCAUCGUUGAUUAUGACAUCACCAGAAAGGAUGUUGUUUUCCUGCUGGAUGGUUCAGAUGGCACUAGGAAAGGAUUCCCAGCCAUGCUUGACUUUGUACAAAAAGUAGUUGAAAAACUCAACAUAGAGGAGAGCAGGGACCGCGUUUCAGUGGUGCAGUACAGUAGAGAUCCUGAGGUCCAUUUCUAUCUAAAUACUUACUCGGAAGAGACAGACGUCCUCGACACCAUCAAGACGCUAAGGCACAGAGGUGGCAGACCCCUCAACACUGGGUCAGCUCUGCAGUAUGUGAGAGACAAUGUCUUCACUGCCUCUGCUGGCAGUAGAAGUCAACAGGGUGUCCCUCAGAUUCUCAUUUUGCUCAGUGGAUCAAGGUCAAAUGAUAAUGUCGAUACGCCUGCCUCUGCUUUGAAAGAAAGUGGGGUCUUGAUUCUUGGUGUUGGCACCAGGAAUUCGAGCAGAGAGAUUCAGAGAGUUGUCAGUGAUCCUUCCUAUGCUCAGUCUAUUUCUGAGAUCUCUGACCUUCCCGCUGUCCAGCAGCAGUUUUUGUCUGCUCUCAGAAGUACAGUUUCAUUUGUGACGCCGGUGAAACCUACAGUCAUAGCUGACAGAAGAAUGAUCAGGAGGGAUGUAGUGUUCCUUUUGGAUGGUUCAGAUGGCACUAGGGACUCUUUCCCUGCAAUGCGUGACUUUGUGCAAAGAAUGGUGGACAGGUUGAACGUGUCAGACGGGAGAGACCGUGUGUCGGUAGUCCAGUUCAGCAGAGAUCCAGAGGCCCAUUUCUAUCUUAACACGUACACAACAAAGGAGAGCGUUCUCAACACUGUUAGAGGUCUACGGCACAGAGGGGGGCGACCCCUCAAUACAGGAGCAGCUCUCCAGUAUGUGAGGGACAACGUCUUCACUGCCUCUUCCGGAAGCAGACGUCAAGAGGGUGUGCCUCAGUUACUGAUUUUGUUGAGUGGCGGAAGGUCGUUUGAUAACGUUGACAUGCCAGCCUCUUCCCUGAAGGAGCUUGGAGUCUUGACCUUUGCUGUAGGAUCACGGGGCUCCGAUAGUAGAGAAUUGCAGAAGAUCUCACAUGACCCUAGUUCUGCACUCUCAGUGACAGACUUUGCUAAUCUCCCCAGUGUCCAAGAGCAGCUUUUCUCCAGAAUUAAAACCGUACACGUAGAGACCACAACUGUCUCUCCAACACUGAUAGUUGAGCCUGAAGCACAAAGGAGAGAUGUUGUUUUCCUGCUGGAUGGGUCAGAUGGCACUCGCAGUGGGUUCCCUGCGAUGAAGGACUUUGUGCUAAGAGUGAUGGAGAAGUUGAAUGUGGCUGAGAACAAAGACCGUGUUUCUGUAGUCCAGUUCAGCAGAGAUCCUGAGACACAUUUCUAUCUAAACACGUACACAAGAAAGGAUGACAUAGUUGACACGGUUAGUGUUCUGAGGCACAAAGGAGGAAGACCCCUGAACACCGGGGCGGCUCUCCAGUACGUCAGAGACAAUGUCUUCACUGCCUCCUCCGGCAGCAGACGACUAGAGGGUGUGCCACAAAUACUGAUCCUUCUGAGUGGCGGAAGGUCAUUUGACAAUGUUGAUGUCCCGGCCUCUGCUCUGAAGGAUCUGGGGGUCUUGAUAUUCACAAUAGGAUCACGAGGCUCUGACAGCAGAGAACUGCAGAGGAUUUCACAUGACCCUAAAUACGCUCUGUCUGUGUCCGAUUUCACUGAGCUCCCAAAUGUCCAGGACCAGCUCGUCAACACUGUAGAGUCUGUUGCCGUUCCCAUCACUCCAGCAUCACCAACUCCCAUCGUUGAUUAUGACAUCACCAGAAAGGAUGUUGUUUUCCUGCUGGAUGGUUCAGAUGGCACUAGGAAAGGAUUCCCAGCCAUGCUUGACUUUGUGCAAAAAGUAGUUGAAAAACUCAACAUAGAGGAGAGCAGGGACCGCGUUUCAGUGGUGCAGUACAGUAGAGAUCCUGAGGUCCAUUUCUAUCUAAAUACUUACUCAGAAGAGACAGACGUCCUCGACACCAUCAAGACGCUAAGGCACAGAGGUGGCAGACCCCUCAACACUGGGUCAGCUCUGCAGUAUGUGAGAGACAAUGUCUUCACUGCCUCUGCUGGCAGUAGAAGUCAACAGGGUGUCCCUCAGAUUCUCAUUUUGCUCAGUGGAUCAAGGUCAAAUGAUAAUGUCGAUACGCCUGCCUCUGCUUUGAAAGAAAGUGGGGUCUUGAUUCUUGGUGUUGGCACCAGGAAUUCGAGCAGAGAGAUUCAGAGAGUUGUCAGUGAUCCUUCCUAUGCUCAGUCUAUUUCUGAGAUCUCUGACCUUCCCGCUGUCCAGCAGCAGUUUUUGUCUGCUCUCAGAAGUACAGUUUCAUUUGUGACGCCGGUGAAACCUACAGUCAUAGCUGACAGAAGAAUGAUCAGGAGGGAUGUAGUGUUCCUUUUGGAUGGUUCAGAUGGCACUAGGGACUCUUUCCCUGCAAUGCGUGACUUUGUGCAAAGAAUGGUGGACAGGUUGAACGUGUCAGACGGGAGAGACCGUGUGUCGGUAGUCCAGUUCAGCAGAGAUCCAGAGGCCCAUUUCUAUCUUAACACGUACACAACAAAGGAGAGCGUUCUCAACACUGUUAGAGGUCUACGGCACAGAGGGGGGGCGACCCCUCAAUACAGGAGCAGCUCUCCAGUAUGUGAGGGACAACGUCUUCACUGCCUCUUCCGGAAGCAGACGUCAAGAGGGUGUGCCUCAGUUACUGAUUUUGUUGAGUGGCGGAAGGUCGUUUGAUAACGUUGACAUGCCAGCCUCUUCCCUGAAGGAGCUUGGAGUCUUGACCUUUGCUGUAGGAUCACGGGGCUCCGAUAGUAGAGAAUUGCAGAAGAUCUCACAUGACCCUAGUUCUGCACUCUCAGUGACAGACUUUGCUAAUCUCCCCAGUGUCCAAGAGCAGCUUUUCUCCAGAAUUAAAACCGUACACGUAGAGACCAC